Spirometra erinaceieuropaei is the source of this 693-nucleotide messenger RNA. NCBI's taxonomy places the organism in Eukaryota, Metazoa, Platyhelminthes, Cestoda, Diphyllobothriidea, Diphyllobothriidae. The record is from the annotation of a GenBank genome assembly.
AUGGGAAACCUUCGUACCAACUGCAGUACCUGGACUACAUCGGCCGCUGUCUCUACGUCUUACUCUGCCUCGUCCCACACACCGACAACUAACACGGAACGCACUCUUGAAUUACCACUCCCAUUCCCCCUCCUCUUCCUACUCCUCCUCCCCCUCCUCCACCUCCUGCUCCUCUUCCUCCUUCUCCUCUUCAUCCUUCUCACCCCCUCCCUCAUCGCCUUAACCUCUGCCGCUGUGGCGUCAGUCAUGCUCAUUAAAAUUACACAUAAUCCUGACACACCAACAAACACUGACAUCAACUCCGUCAAAAUCGGUGAUGAGAACCCGGCCUUUGCCUGUCCUCAUUGCAAUCGCACUUUCCCAUCACACGUCGGCCUGGUCGGUCGCUUGCGAAUCCAUCGCACAGGAACCGGCGAGCCAGUACAUGGAGCGUCCACAUACAUUCGCCGCAUCUGCCUCAACUGCCAUCACUGCACCCGCACACUCACCAACCGCGUGGGCUUAUUAGGCCACAUGCGCGUUCGCGAUAACCUGCGGUUGAUAACCGCCACCUACGCCAGACCAUCACAUCUACCCCCCCAACCUACAUCACGCGACGUCCUCGCCCAUCACAAGCAUCCAGCUGCCACCUCCCUUGCAAGUGGGAAAUGUGCAUCUCGGCUCCUCCUCUUCCUAAUUGCGACUGUACCUUAA